Molecule: messenger RNA, 2406 nt
Organism: Fusarium redolens
Lineage: Eukaryota; Fungi; Ascomycota; Sordariomycetes; Hypocreales; Nectriaceae
Product: peptidase S8/S53 domain-containing protein
Exons: 9
Coding region: 1-2406 (801 amino acids)
Biological process (GO): proteolysis
Molecular function (GO): serine-type endopeptidase activity
Source: RefSeq, a predicted model, not a curated record
AUGUCUAAGAUCUCAUCAACACGAAGAAUGAGUACGGCAAUCCAAUAUUACAAACCCAACGAUGCAGAGCCAGAAUAUGACCUUGUCGAAGUUGAGGUGGACGUUGAAUCGAAAGCCGGCCAUGACUCCAGUGAAGACAGUGACAAGGUCGCAGUAAAGGAUCUGCUCACUCAGGUUCUCAAAGAAAUUCGUAACGGAGAACUCCUCGCUGCCUUCACUGCCCAUCGGGGCCCAGACCUCGCCCGCCAGACUGGAGAUAAAGAUCAACCAACAGGUCUUCAAAUCAUGGCAAACGAAGACAAAAAGCUACUUCCUAACCUCGAAGAGAAAAUGGAACUCUUCGUCCAAUUCCUCUGUCAGCAAAAGAAUUAUCUCGAGAUCAAAGACCGUUUGGGGCAUACACCACUAUUCCUCACCAUUGAGCAGAGAAAUAAAACUAUGGUGCAGUGGAUGUGUCAUGCUCAUCCUGACAUAAGCAACAUUAUUUCUAUCGUCGGAAGCAAGGGUAUGAAUUGUCUUCAUAUCGGUAUUAACGAAAGAAUCAAGUUCCUUGAUCUACUGAUAGACAAAGUAAAGCACGAGACUUUGGCUGCAAAGGACGAUAAUUGGAAUACACUGCUCCAUCUCGCUGUUGGCUACGAGAACUGCAAUAGAGAAAAGCUCGAAUACAUCAAAAUGAUCUUGGAAAAGGGUGAUCGGGCGAUCUUUGACAAAAGUGUCAGAAGGGGUCGAAAGAAAGCGGUGGAGGGAGCGGAAAAGCCUGGCAACGAUACAGAAUCUGCCCCAAGUCGAGGCAUCUCGUCAUCUAUGCCGCCUAUCCUUUCAGCCGACAUUUCGAUACAACCUGAGAUGCGAGACAACAUACAAGUCCAUCAUCGAACAAAAUAUGGAGGCAGCAUUCCCAUCCAGGCUUCUGGCCCCGUCGCCUCACCAGUCCCGAUUGUUGCUCCAGAUGCUGCAGACACCAAGAAGAAAGCAACUGGCGAGUCUGGCGCUUUCAAGUCCAAGAGCAAGAAGAGUGGCAGCAAGUCAGACAAGGAGCUUAGCUUUGAACUCUCUGGCAUGAUCCAUCCAGAUGAAUGUCUAACUCAAAAAGGACUUAGUAACCUUCUCCGCAAUAUCAAAUUCGAGGAUACUCUUCAAUACGUUUGGAUCCCCAGAAUCACCGUCGAGGAACCUCAGCAGAACUCUCAUCCCGAUUCGCCAUCUCACAGUGAUAAAGCUAUUGAGAAGGCCCUCAAAGACUUGUGCACUGAAGUCAUCGUCAAUGCUGCCCCCGAUGCACGAAAGGGUCUUGAAACGUCCUCCCGAACCGAAAACAACGUGAACGAGUUCCAUAACAGAUUGAAGCAACUAUGUCCCAAUGUCGAAGUCGAAUUGGAGUGGCCAAACAUGCACCGAAGACGAACGAACAAGGCCCCCGCUCGCGCUGAAGAAGUCGCAGAGCACACCACGAAGCACGAGUGGAUUCAAUGCAUGACAGACUUUAGCAGGAUGAUCUCUGACGACGAAGCAAACUAUGCCAUAGCCGCUGAGUCCAGAGUCAGCGAUAACAUCGAGCCAAUCCAGAUCGCUAUCAUUGACGAUGGGGUUGACAUGAAGGACCUCGACUACCGAUUCAUGGGUGGUAGAAGCUUUUGCGUACGCUCCGAACAUCGAGGUCUUCUAGAUCCAUAUUAUAUGUCUCGAACGGGGCACGGGGCUAUCAUGGCAAAGAAUAUCCACCUCGUGUGUCCGCAUGCAUCUCUCUGUGUUUUGAGGCUUAAGGACACUCCUUCUGAAGAUGGGACUAAGCUGAACAUCACCGCCAGAAGUGCUGCAAAGGCAUCCAUUCGUGCAACAAUAUUACAAGGAGUUCAGAUCAUAUCUAUGUCAUGGACCAUCGAUCCACCCAAGGAUGACAGAGAAAGACAAGAUCUAGAAAAUGCCGUCGUGGAGGCUGCCAACGCCAACAUCCUCAUGUUCUGCUCAGCAAGGGACAAAGGAGCUCACAAUGCCCCAACAUACCCCUCCAAAGAAACAGGCAAGAUAUUCACCAUCGGCGCUGCAAACUCCUCAGGUGCAAGUGUAGUCUACGUCGGCAAUGCCUCUGAGAUCAGCUACACCUUCCCCGGCGACAAAGUCGAAGUCGACGGCGGUCCAACCAGACGAACAACCCCAGAGAUCGUGGACGGGUCAUCAGUAGCGACUGCACUGGCAUCGGGUCUCGCAGCCCUGAUCCUCUAUUGUAUCCAGGUCAGAAUAUUUCUUGCGAAGGAUUCUGAGAAGCAAAAGGCUCGUGAGGCAUAUAGGAUGGUGAAGCAGCAUGACGGGAUGAUGAAGGCGUUUGAUGCUAUUGAUACGACCAAGGAGAGCAAUCAUAGGUUUCUUAAGUCAAAUCAACAGAAGACAAGCCUGAAACAAUAA